Messenger RNA from Eucalyptus grandis, 1440 nucleotides. Its product is annotated as protein VTE6, chloroplastic. The record is from RefSeq and is a predicted model, not a curated record. Bases 16 to 1089 code for a protein of 357 amino acids. NCBI's taxonomy places the organism in Eukaryota, Viridiplantae, Streptophyta, Magnoliopsida, Myrtales, Myrtaceae. Gene Ontology annotation, cellular component: chloroplast inner membrane. The transcript has 5 exons.
UUCCCACGCCCGUUUAUGCCCAGGUCGAGCUCCACGAUAGUCCGCAUCGGGCAGCAGCGGUUCCUUCGCUGGCACUCAAAGAAAGCACGCACGCGGACGCACACACAGGCCCCGUUCGAAACAUGUCGUCUUUGUCAACGCUCCUCCUCCUCCCUUAUAACCCUCCCGCGAUCCCUCCUCCCCAUCGCUCCUCCCUCCUCCUCCCCCGCCUCGCCGGCCCUCCGGAAACCGCCGCUCCUCCCCGGCCUCCGCCGCGACCCCGGCCCCCGACCGGCGCCGCCGGGAGCGAUGUCGGCGCAGGGCGCUCUGUCCGAGGCCCUGGCCCUGAUCCAGUCGGCCCCUCCCACGUGGAAGUCCGCCGUCUUCAGCAACCUCCUGAUCUUCGUCGGCGGCUCGCCCAUCCUCCUCGCCGGCCUCUCGGCGUCCGGCAUCGGCGCGGCUUUCCUCCUGGGGACUCUCACCUGGCGCGCCUUCGGUCCCUCGGGGUUCCUCCUCGUCGCCGCCUACUUCGUCAUCGGAACUGCAGCAACGAAGGUGAAAAUGGCGCAGAAGGAAGCUCAGGGGGUUGCUGAGAAGAGGAAAGGAAGGAGAGGGCCUAGAAGUGUGAUUGGUUCCAGUGCGGCCGGUUGUGUCUGUGCUUUCCUUUCUAUAUUCAGCGUAGGAGGAGAGGCGUUCUCGCCUCUCUGGUUACUUGGGUUUAUCGCUAGUUUCUGUACUAAGUUGAGUGAUACUGUUUCGAGUGAGAUCGGCAAGGCUUAUGGAAAAACGACGUACUUGGUGACCACUUUUAAAGUUGUUCCUCGUGGAACAGAAGGUGCUGUAAGUCUCGAGGGAACAAUUGCUGGAAUUCUGGCAUCAGUUCUUCUGGCCUUAGCCAGUUUUCUCCUGGGUCAGAUAAAAGCACCUGAAGCCAUCAUAUGUAUCUUAGCUUCACAGAUUGCUAAUCUUGGCGAGAGUAUAAUUGGGGCGGCCUUUCAAGAUAAGGAAGGAUUUCGUUGGCUCAACAACGAUGCUGUCAAUGUCAUUAAUAUCUCCAUGGGUAGCAUAUUGGCCGUUCUGAUGCAGCAAGCCUUUGUUCCAAAUUUGUGACGGCACAAGUAUCAACAGUACGAGCUCUCUAACAUUGAUAAAAUCAAGCUAAUCUAGACAUACAGAAGGGUGAACGAAGAGAGAGAGAGAGAGAGAGAGAGAGAGAGAGAUCCUUAUGCCGAAAGCGGAGAUACCAGAUUUGAACAAGGGUUACAAUACUGUAGACGGGGGACAUAUAGAUCCCUUCAAAUUCAGCAGCAUCAGCAUUUAAUUAAAUUCAUCUUGUACAGUGCUCCUUUCUCUUAACGAGGCCAGACUGAGGACCAUCGGGGGUCGGUCGAUGUAAUUGCGGCAUUCUCUUCGCAAAUAUGACUUUGUACUGUGCACGCAAUGUGCAGUUCUUUCACUUGA